Messenger RNA from Sinocyclocheilus rhinocerous, 4639 nucleotides. RefSeq names its product SEC31 homolog B, COPII coat complex component (gene sec31b). The coding region runs from base 101 to 3505 and encodes 1134 amino acids. The transcript has 26 exons. Gene Ontology annotation, biological process: endoplasmic reticulum organization; COPII-coated vesicle cargo loading; endoplasmic reticulum to Golgi vesicle-mediated transport. The record is from RefSeq and is a predicted model, not a curated record. Gene Ontology annotation, molecular function: protein binding; structural molecule activity. Lineage: Eukaryota; Metazoa; Chordata; Actinopteri; Cypriniformes; Cyprinidae. Gene Ontology annotation, cellular component: COPII vesicle coat; endoplasmic reticulum exit site.
CGGACUACAUUCCCCAUGAGUGACGCGCGCGUAGCGCCGCUAAACUCUCAGCAACACACAAACGAGACUAAUAAUCACAAACAACGGAUUUGGGAGGAAGAUGAGGGUGAAGGAGAUACUCAGGGCUGCGACACAGGCAUGGAGUCCUGCGAUGAAGCACCCCGCGUACCUGGCCUUAGGAACCGCAGCGCAGCAGCUGGAUGCAUCCUUCAACACCAGCGCCGCUCUGGAGAUCUUUGAGAUGGAUUUCGCUGAUUCAUCCAUGGACAUGAAGCUCAGAGGAACUCUGCCCACUUCCAGCAGGUUUCACAGUCUGAUCUGGGUGGCGUUUGAUAUGGAGGUGAAGGGCUCGUCCGGUCGGCUCAUCGGAGGCAGUGAGAGCGGAACCGUGAGCGUCUUCAGCCCCGACGCUAUUCUCAGCGCGGGAGAGGACGCCGUGAUCGGACAGUCCAACAAACACACGGGCCCCGUGCACACGCUCGACUACAACCGCUUCCAGAGUAACAUCAUCGCCUCCGGAGCCAGCGAUUCAGAAAUAUACAUCUGGGACUUGAACAACUUCAGUAAUCCAAUGACGCCGGGCGCAAAGUCACAGCUCUGUGAGCCGGCGGAGGACGUGAGUGUGGUGGCGUGGAACAGUCAGGUGCAGCACAUACUGGCGUCUGCAAACCCCAGCGGGAAGGCCAUCGUCUGGGAUCUGAGGAAGAACGAGCCCAUCAUCAAAAUCAGUGACCACAGCAACAGGAUGCACUGCUCGGGGAUGUUGUGGCAUCCAGAUGUGGCCACUCAGCUGCUUCUGGCAUCAGAGGACGACAGACUUCCGGUCAUACAGAUGUGGGACCUUCGGUUUGCAACCUCGCCUCUCAAAGUCCUGGAGAGCCACACCAGAGGAAUUCUGUCCAUCUCGUGGAGUCAAGCCGAUCCGGAGCUUCUGCUGAGCAGCGGCAAAGACAACCGGAUCCUGUGCUGGAACCCAAACACCGGAGAGGUGAUUUACGAGCUGCCGACAGCCAAUCAGUGGUGUUUCGAUGUGCAGUGGUGUCCUCGUAACCCCGCCCUCCUGUCAGCCGCUUUGUUUGACGGACGGAUCAGUGUGUACUCUGUGAUGGGAGGACGUCUUCAGCAGCAGCAGCACAGCACGGUGGACCAGAUCUCAACUUCGUUUGACACCAGCGACCCGUUUGGAAGCGGUCAGGCUCUUCCUCCUCUGCAGGUUCUUCAGCCCUCAGUCGAAACCACCAUCAUCCCUCCGCUAAAAAAGCCGCCCAAGUGGGAACGGAGGCCUGUCGGCGCGUCCUUCGCUUUCGGAGGGAAGCUGGUGAUGUUUGAGAGCCCUAAAGUGGCGCCUCAGCAGCAGCCAAUCCCGCGACAGGUGCAUGUGAGUCAGGUGACCACAGAGACGGAGUUCCUCCAGCGUUCAGCCGAGCUGCAGGCCACUCUACAAUCCGGAUCCUUCAGCAGCUACUGCCACGGCAAGAUCAGGAGCGCCCCGUCUGACGCCGAGCAGGACAUAUGGAGGUUCCUCAUGGUGAAUUUUGAGGAUGAGGCGCGUGUGAAGUUUCUGCGGCUGCUGGGCUUCAGUAAAGACGAGCUGCAGAGGAAGAUCUCAGCGUGUUUGUGGAGGAAGCUUCAUCCGAACGGUUUAGACGUGAAUGAUCUGGCUGAGAAGAUGCAGACGCUUUCUGAUCAGAGAGUGGAGGAGUCAGGCAGCGCUGCAGACGGUUCGUCCGGCCGCGAGUCUCCAGCUGAUUUCUUCAGUCAGCUACCAAAGAAAGAGAAAGACCGAGAGCCCUUCCAGAUCCCCGUGUCCUCAGAUACAGACGGUCUGAUCAAUCAGGCUCUGUUGGUGGGGAACUUCGAGGCUGCGGUGGAUCUGUGCUUGAACGACGGCCGUUUCGCCGAAGCCAUCCUCCUGUCAAUCAGCGGAGGGGAGGAGCUACUGAAGAAGACCCAGCAACACUACCUCCACCGACAGACCAACAGCGUCUCCAUGCUGAUCUCGUCAGUGGUGACACAGAACUGGCGUGAUAUCGUCCAGAGCUGUGAGCUGGAUAACUGGAAGGAGGCGCUAGCGGCUCUGCUGACCUACGCUAACCCCGAGGCGUUCGCUCCUCUCUGCGAUACUCUGGGUGCUCGUCUGCAGGCUGAAGGCACAGAGAAGCACUGUCUGCAGGCCUGUCUGUGCUUCAUCUGCUCGGGGAACAUCGAGCGUCUGGUGGAGUGCUGGACGUCACAGAGAGACUGUUCUUCUCCGCUGGAGCUGGAGGAUCUGGUGGAGAAGGUGAUGAUCCUGCGGAAGUCGAUCGAGCGUCUGCGUAGCGGCGAGGUUUGUGUUCAGAGCUCAGCGCUGACCGAGAAGCUCAUCCAGUACUCCAGCAUCCUGGCAUCACAGGGCAGCUUGACUUCAGCGCUCCGCUACCUGCCUGACAGCCCAGACCAGGCUGGUGUUCAGAUGUUGAGAGAGCGACUGUCACACGCUAAGGGUGAGAUCCUGCAGAGACCGCAGCCGUCUGCGCCAGCAGGAGGCGCUAAAGCACCGGCAAACACACAUACUCCUGCAGCACACACACAGGGGCCGUACGCGGCCGCAGCUUUUCCUCAGAUGCCCCGUCUCUUCACUCCUCAACCACGUCCCGAUUCUGCUGGAGCGUCACAGCCGGGCCUGAGACCCGCCUACCCACAACACCCUGCCACAGCUCCGGGGUUUGCUCCGUCUCAGCCGUUUGCUCAGUCCGGUCCUCUUGGAGCUCCGGUGGGUUUCAUGUCCGGCCCGUCGAUGCCCUCCUCCAGCCUGGCGGGUCCCUCGGUGCCGCCCUCCUCUCCACCGGGUCCCAUGAUGCCCCCAGGGUUCAUAUCGCCCACGUCUCUGCCAGGCGACCCUGUGCCCUUGUUUCCAGCCGCUCCUCACACACAGGCUCCUGCGCCUCCUCCCGGCGGGGCCUAUCCUCCUCUCGGAGCCGGGUAUCCUCAGGGCGGCCCCGGAGCACCAGCGUCUAAGAUGUUUCAGCUGCCAGAGAACUACACUCCCCCUGCUCCAAUCACAGCGCCGGUAAUGGCUUUCUCAGCAGAGGCUCCCGGUCCUCAGGAUCGAGUCCAGGUGCCACCCGGAGCCCCUCAGGAGCCCAGCAUACGGUCCUUACAGCAGCUUCCUGCUGAGCAUGUGGAGCAGAAGGAAAUCCCCGCCGAACACAUGAUCCUCAAGACCACCUUCAGCAGCCUGGUACAGCGCUGUCAGCUGGCCGCCGCGGACCCGCAAACGAAGCGCAAACUGGACGAUGCCUCCAAGCGUCUGGAGAGUCUGUACGACAAGCUGCGAGACCAAGCGCUCUCUCCCAGCAUCCUCGGCGGCCUGCACGAGAUCAGCCGCUGCGUCGGCAGCCGUAACUAUCAGCAGGGUCUGGAGCUUCACACGCAGGUGGUGAGCAGCAGCAACUUCAGCGAGAUCUCUGCCUUCAUGCCUGUCCUCAAAAUGCUCAUGACCAUCGGCAACAAGCUGGCUGUGUGACUCCAGCGCUCCACGGCAGAUGUGUUUUGAUCUGCCGCUGAACUGUGCUUUAAGAAUGAGUGCAGCAUUAAUAUCACACUGCUGGUGUUCUUCUCAUGUGUUUGGGAUUCUCCUUCCAUGCAGCAGGCCUUAUUCAUCUCACAACAAGCAGAACCACUUUCUGUGUGGAUUUAUUCAUAAAAAUAGUGUUGCAUAAAUUGCGUUGAAUUGAAUGCAACGGUUUGCCUAAAAAUAGGCCUUAAAACAAGCAGAACCAAUUUGUAUAAAUGAAUGCAUUCAUUUCAGUGUGAGAACGGGCUUUUUUUUUUUUGUGAAAAGUUUUCUAUGAAAAAAACAUUAUUGCGUAAAUUGUGUUGAAUUGAAUGCAACAGUUUGCCUAAAAAUAGGCUUUAAAACACAAGCAGAAUUAAUUUAUGUAAAUCAUUUGUAAAAAUCAUUCUUGCAUGAAUUGUUGCAUUCAAUUCAGUGUUAGAAUGUGUACAAACAAUAACUUUCUGUGCAUAAUUGUUCAUUAAAAAAAAACAUUAUUGCAUUGAAUUGAAUGCAACUGUUUGCCUAAGAAUAGGCCUUAAACCAUGCAGAACCAAUUUGUGUGAAUUAUUGCAUUCAGGUCAAAGUGAGAAUGCCAUGCGUAAUUGUUAUUGCAUAAGUUGUGUUGCAUUGACUGCAACGAUUUGCCUGAAAAACAAGCCGAACCAAUUUGUGCAAUUUUGUAAAAUAAUUCUUAGGUAAAUUGUGGCAUUCAUCUCUACUUCAUUCAACUUUAUAAUUGUUCAUAAAAAUUACUGCAUAAAUUGCAUUGAAUUAAAUGCCAACGUUUGCCUCAAAAUAGGCCUUUAAACCAAGUUAAACUGUCGCAUUUAAUUCAGUGUGAAAACGUGAGAGCUUUGUCAUGAAACACAAGCAGAACGACUUCAUGCAUAAUUAUUCGUAAAACCAUUGUGUUGCAUUGCAUGCACAGGAUUGCCUAAAAAAGGCCUUAAAACAAGCAAAACCAAUUUGUGCAAAUCGUUUGUAAAAUAAUUACUGCGUAAUUGUUGCAUUCAACUCAAUGUGAGAAUCUACUCAAACAGAACAAUUUUCUGUGCAUAAUUGUUCAUAAAAAAUUAUUGCAUUGAAUUGAAUGCAACUGUU